CGAUUCUGCAUCAGAUUUCAACAGGAAUCAGGAUUUCAAGCAGCAGGAGUUCAGACAAAAUACUAUGCAGGUGCAUUCAACUUCAAAAACUUGAAUAUAUAACAAAUCUUUUAUCUCAUGCUUGUGUUUUGGCUUUUUUGAGUUGAGAAAAAAUAUGCUGCAAUGAAGAUACAGCCUGCGAAAAAUUUUCUUUACAAAUUUUUUGGUUAUAUCACUGAACCUAAAAAAUAUAAACAAUUUCAUAUCUUAUCUGUGAUUUCAAUAUGACUUGAAUUGGUAUGGUCAAUCACAAACAUAUUUUAUUAACCAUAUUAUCAUUCAAAAGCUAAACACUGCGUUCAUUCUUUAAACAAAAAUGCCUGAAAAAAUAGACAUUUAUAAAGAAGAUAGUGGAAAAAUUUUCAAAGAGAUUCUUGAAACUGGAGAUGGGGAAUUAAUAGCAAUUGGAGCCUCUGUGAAAGUACAUUACACCGGAUAUUUGCUGGAUGGAACGAAAUUUGAUUCAAGUGAAGAUAGACAUGUACCCUUUCAGUGUAAUGUAGGUGUAGGGGAAGUUAUUGCUGGAUGGGAUAUUGGUAUUUGCUCAAUGAGAAAAGGAGAGCAUGCUAUAUUAACUAUCGACUCUAAAUAUGCCUAUGGUGCUGAAGGAAAUCCACCCGCAAUCAGACCUAAUGCAGUAUUAAAGUUCAAUGUGAAAAUUUUGGAUUGGGCAUAUGAGGAUUUAUCUCCAAAUAAAGAUGGUACUAUACAGAAGAGACAUACAUCAGAAAAAGGCAGUGGAUACUUGAGUCCUGCAAUUGGAGCAUACGUUCAAAUGCACAUCAUUGGAAAACACAAUUCGGAAGUUUUUGAGGAUAGAGAUGUAAUAUUUCGCUUAAAUUUAGAACUUCACGACAAAAUCGCUCUAGGAGUCAAAGGGGCUAUACAAAAAUUCAAAAUGGGAGAAAAAUCCACAUUGUUCCUCUCGCCAAGGCAUGUAUGUAAUAUAGAUUUUCCUAUUCAAGGAGGAAUAGUAGAGUAUGAUAUCCAAUUGAAAUGCUUUGAAAGAUUAGAAAAGUCUUGGUCUAUGGAUGAGGAUGAUAAAAUUCGGGUUUCGGAAAUGUUCAAAGAAAAAGGAAAUCAGUAUUUUAAGGGAAACGAGUAUAACAAUGCUAUAAAGUUGUAUCAGAAAAUUUUGAAGGAUAUACUGGAAAAAGAUGGUGAUCCAAUAAAAAAAAAUGAUGAAGAUUGUAUCAAACUAAUACUCAGCACAUAUUUGAAUUUAUCGUUGUGCUUCCUGAGGAUAGAGGAAUAUGAACAAGCCAGAGAUUCAGCUUUCAAAGCAAUAUCUUUAUCUUCCACCAACGAUAAAGCACAUUAUAGAUAUGCACAAGCGCUACUUGCCCUUUCAGAAUAUGAAGAGGCAAAAGAACAUUUCGAAAUAUGUUUGACAAUUGAUCCAAAAAAUUCUGAAGCUAAAAGUCAAAUAUCUAAAUGUAUGGCAAAUAUGCAGAAAAGCGCUGAUACAGAGAAGAAACGAUAUCAGAAUAUGUUUAAAAAGUUUGCUGAAUUUAACGUGAAAAAGGAAGAUGAAGAACAGGACAAAAGUUGAAUACUGAUGAAGGAGGUUGGCCAUCUAAGGUAUGAUUAAAAGGAUAUGGAUUGUUCGAGGUUGUUUAAAUGUUACCAAGGCUGAAAAUUUCGAAUUAAGUAUUGUUGUGUUUUGUUAAUUAUAUUUUAUAUAGUAAAUUUUUGAUAUUGCUACCAUUACUAA
Molecule: messenger RNA, 1753 nt
Organism: Harmonia axyridis
Lineage: Eukaryota; Metazoa; Arthropoda; Insecta; Coleoptera; Coccinellidae
Product: peptidyl-prolyl cis-trans isomerase FKBP5-like
Exons: 6
Coding region: 356-1591 (411 amino acids)
Molecular function (GO): peptidyl-prolyl cis-trans isomerase activity; protein binding
Source: RefSeq, a predicted model, not a curated record